Messenger RNA from Naegleria gruberi, 1713 nucleotides. RefSeq lists its product as uncharacterized. The record is from RefSeq and is a predicted model, not a curated record. The transcript has a single exon. Gene Ontology annotation, molecular function: hydrolase activity, hydrolyzing O-glycosyl compounds. NCBI's taxonomy places the organism in Eukaryota, Heterolobosea, Eutetramitea, Acrasida, Naegleriidae. The coding region runs from base 1 to 1713 and encodes 570 amino acids.
AUGUCGACUAGACAAUUGACAGUUUUAAUAGUAGUAGUAUUUUUAUUUUGCAUGAUUGUUAAUUCACAUCAUGUUCAUGCAACUGUAUCUCCGCAUAAUACUAUUAAAUGUUCAUUGAAUGCAAAUCCAUUAUCAACUACAACUAACAUUUCAAUUCCAGAAUUUCUAGCAACAAAUCUUCCAUUUCCAUUUUAUGAUAAUUCUUUAUUUAGUUAUGAUUUAAUGAUUGAAAGUUUAAAGAGAGUUAAUAUUACACAUAUUAGAAUACCAAUUCAUUGGGCAUUACUUGAACCUAUUCGAAAUCAAUUAUAUGAUGUUUAUUUAGCUAGAGUUGAUUUGGCAAUGGACAAAUUAUCUAAAAAUGGAAUUAAGAGUUUAUUCUUUUUCAGUGGAAGUGCACCAUGGAUUAGUUCAGAUCCAACAACUAGUAAAUCAGAUACUUAUCCACCAACUAGUAUAACACCAUAUACAGAUAGACUUGUUUGGUUAAUUGAAAGAUAUGCAAAGAAAGGAUUAGAAAUUGUUCAAAUUUGGAAUGAAGUUAAUUUACCUGCCUUUUGGAUGCCAAUGGAAAAUCCUCAAAAUUAUACAAAUUUACUUAGAGAAUCCUAUGAUAGAGUUCAAACAUUCAUUUCCAAUACAUCAAAUCCUGAAUAUUCCUCAAUGAAAAAUGUGAAAAUUUCAAUGGCAGGCAUGGCUUAUUUUAGUGAAAUGCCAUAUCAUUCACAAACACCAAUGUUUUAUGCAUUGGAACCUUUGGGAGCAUAUGAUAAAUGUGAUAUUGUUGCAUAUCAUCCUUAUUAUGCAACACCUGAAGGAAGUGUUUCAUCAGAUGUUUAUGAUUUUGAAACAAAAGCAAAGGAAAUUGCAUAUCCUUUAUUAGCCAAGUAUGGUAAAAGAAUAUUUGCAACAGAAUGGGGUUGGUCAACUUAUACAACUGAUUUCUCUGAACAACCAUUCAUUUCAGAAAAAGUUCAAGCUGAUUACAUUCUCAGACGUUUGACAAUUUUAAUGCAUUUAUGUUUUGAUAGAGUUUAUCAAUUUGCAAUGUUUGAUUUUCCAACUAGUAUUGGAGCUUCUCAAAGAGAUACCUAUUAUGGAAUGUUGAGAAAUAAUAUUACAAUUGAUUCAUCUAAAUCAAAUUGGGAAAAUAUUCAACAAAUGGCUAAACCUUCCUAUUUUGCUUUAUUGAAUUAUUUACAAUUUAUUGGAGAAAGAAAGCAAUUAUAUGGAGUUUCAAAUGUUUUCACUCCAACAAAUGAUCCAGGAAAUAUGCAUUCAGUAACUGUUCAUAAUGGAGAAGGAUCUUUGCUGUGGUUUUAUUGGGGAAAUCAAAUUUCUAAUGGAAUUAAAUUGAACUCACAACCAAUUAAGGAUAUGAUCAAAUUAACAGGAUAUAACAUUACUAGUUUCAUUGUCUAUGAUCCACUUUCUAAUAUUAUUAUUAAUAAUACUCUUCCUAAAGAUUUGGAAAAUAUUACCAUAGAUGUACAAACUAAUUUGAGAAUUGUUAAAUUUACAUUUUCAAAAGAAUCAACUCAACCAGAGAAUUCACUUGGUAAUAAUAAUGGUACAAAUUCAAUAACACCAAAGAAUAGUUCUAAAAUUGCAACGAACAGUACAAGAAUUUCAAGUGGAAAUCAAUUUAAUGGAAAGUUUAUAGUUUUAUUUUCAAUGAUGGUGAUGAUGGUAUUGAUUGUUAUUAUUAAUUAA